This is a messenger RNA of Plutella xylostella (diamondback moth), 1332 nucleotides long. Its product is annotated as leucine-rich repeat-containing protein 23. Lineage: Eukaryota; Metazoa; Arthropoda; Insecta; Lepidoptera; Plutellidae. Gene Ontology annotation, molecular function: protein binding. The record is from RefSeq and is a predicted model, not a curated record.
UACAACACGCAAGCCAAAAAUAUUCGAAAAAUCCAUAUCCUUAUAUAUUUUUUUGGGUUGUAUUUAUAAGCUAAUCCUCGAAAAUGUUAAGGUCACGCUUAAACUUCACGUCCGAUGAUUCCGAACUAAAGAUUAAAGGGGAAGUAAAAAUCUUUCCACCGCGAAAAGACAGCAUCUACGAGGAAACCAGCGAGCAUGUGGCGAGGAAACUGUUCAAGUCAGAGGUCAGCGUCAGGCUGAGCAUGAUAGGGAAAACCGCAGAGGGUGACGGAUACACAUAUGUCAAGGCGAUAUGUACCAACAUGGGUCUCACCAACAUAGACGCGAUGCUCAGCUUCAAACAUCUGCAGUACAUAGACGUAUCCCACAACAAACUCACUUUAGUCAACCUUCAAGUCCUAACGAAACUACCUUACGUUCUGUUUCUACAAGCUGAUGAUAAUAAACUUGAUUCCGCAGCGCUCAACCCCAUGGAGUACCUUCAAGUGAUAGUAAUGAACUACAACAAAAUAACCUCAGUUUCUGAUGUUUACCAACCAGAACUUUCCACUCUGGAGCUCGGUCACAACAAAAUAGACGAAGUUAAGUUUGAAAGGAAGUUGACCAAACUACGCUGCCUUGACUUGCGGUACAAUAAUAUUAAAGUCAUGUCGGAUAUAUGCGAUUUGCAAUGCUUGGACAGUCUCUAUUUGGCAGGGAAUAAGGUCAAAAGUUUGGCGGGGCUUGACAAAUUGGAAAAUUUAAGGAUUUUACAUCUGCGGUUUAAUCCUUUAAAGAAACUCAAUGGGUUGAACAAGAAUAACAGAAAACUCCAAUAUAUUAACUUGCGAAGCUGCAUGGUGGGCACGUUGAAGCAAAUAAAGAAAUUAAAGGUACUUCCCGCCUUAGACACUCUGGUCCUCAAAGGCACUCCCUACUUUGGCGGUACUGGUGAGGAUAUUAAGGGAGGUGAUGACGAUGAAGAGGAGGAAGACCCUGACUUGAGGAUCGAGGUGCUGGCAGCCGUGCCGCGCCUCAAGAAGCUUAACAAGACUGAUUUUACUGAUGAGGAAAGGGCAGAAGCCAAAGAGCUGAUAGCGCAGUGGAUAGAAGAAGGUGAGAAGGAGGAUGAAGAAGAAGAAGAGGCAGAAGACGAAGAAGAGAAAGAGGGAGAACAGGAAGGAGAAGAGCAGGAGAAUGAGAAGGGCCAAGAAGUAGAUGGAGAACAAGAUAUUGAGGAGGAUGAAUAGGUACAGAUCCAACUUUGUUGGAUAGGUACGUACAUAUGGUAUCCUCUUACAUUACUUUAAAUAAUUAAAUACAUUUUAUGGUACUGGAAUAAAUAUUUGUAAU